Cebus imitator (Panamanian white-faced capuchin) is the source of this 4257-nucleotide messenger RNA. RefSeq names its product DEAH-box helicase 33 (gene DHX33). NCBI's taxonomy places the organism in Eukaryota, Metazoa, Chordata, Mammalia, Primates, Cebidae. Bases 198 to 2321 code for a protein of 707 amino acids. Gene Ontology annotation, cellular component: nucleolus; intracellular anatomical structure. Gene Ontology annotation, molecular function: ATP binding; RNA binding. Gene Ontology annotation, biological process: positive regulation of transcription by RNA polymerase I. The transcript has 12 exons. The record is from RefSeq and is a predicted model, not a curated record.
CAUCCCAAGCCCCCAAUGCAUGCUGGGAGUUGCAGUCCCUUUUCUAAAGGCUGGGGCGGCCGUGAGGUCAUCGGUGGUCGCCAGGAGCCUCCAGCACGUGGCAAGGAAAGGGCGGUGUGCGCCCGCUGUUGGCACCUGGGAGGGGGCCGGAGCUGCCGGCGCGGCGCUUGCUCCUCCCGCCGCGGUGCCCUCCCGACAUGCCGGAGGAGGCGGGUUUCCCGCCCGCCAAGAGACUCCGGCCGGGCUCUGGGCCUCCGAGCCGCGCUGGGUCCUUCCCUCCCGGGCGGCGAGUGGUGAUGCUGCUGACGGCGGGCAGCGGCGGCAGAGGUGGAGGAGGAGGCCGGAGGCAGCAGCCGCCCCUGGCCCAGCCCUCAGCCAGUCCCUACCCUGAAGCCGUGGAGCUGCAGCGCCGGAGUCUGCCCAUCUUCCAGGCGCGGGGGCAACUGCUGGCCCAGCUCCGAAACCUGGACAACGCGGUCCUCAUCGGAGAAACUGGCUCUGGGAAGACAACUCAGAUCCCUCAGUACCUCUAUGAAGGCGGGAUCAGCCGCCAGGGCAUCAUUGCUGUGACCCAGCCUCGGCGAGUGGCUGCCAUCUCUCUUGCUACUAGAGUCUCAGAUGAGAAGAGAACUGAACUCGGGAAGCUGGUUGGCUAUACAGUGCGCUUUGAUGAUGUCACCUCAGAAGACACUAGAAUCAAGUUUCUAACAGAUGGCAUGCUUCUGCGGGAAGCAAUUUCGGACUCCUUGCUUCGGAAGUACAGCUGUGUCGUUCUGGAUGAAGCUCACGAACGGACUAUCCACACAGAUGUGCUCUUUGGCGUGGUGAAAGCUGCACAGAAGAGGAGAAAGGAACUGGGGAAACUGCCUCUGAAAGUGAUUGUGAUGUCAGCUACAAUGGAUGUGGACCUGUUCUCUCAAUAUUUCAAUGGCGCCCCCGUCCUCUACCUAGAGGGUCGGCAGCAUCCAAUCCAGGUGUUUUACACCAAACAGCCUCAGAAUGAUUACCUGCACGCCGCGCUUGUCUCAGUCUUCCAGAUCCACCAGGAAGCCCCUUCUUCACAGGACAUCCUGGUGUUCCUCACUGGUCAGGAGGAGAUCGAAGCCAUGAGCAAAACCUGCCGCGACAUUGCAAAGCACCUCCCAGACGGCUGCCCUGCGAUGCUGGUCCUUCCUCUGUAUGCCUCCCUGCCCUAUGCACAGCAGCUCCGAGUCUUCCAAGGGGCCCCAAAGGGCUAUCGCAAAGUGAUCAUUUCAACCAACAUCGCUGAAACCUCCAUAACCAUUACAGGAAUAAAAUAUGUAGUUGACACGGGCAUGGUUAAAGCAAAGAAGUAUAACCCUGACAGUGGUCUUGAGGUAUUAGCAGUGCAGCGGGUAUCGAAGACCCAGGCUUGGCAGCGCACAGGGAGGGCUGGCCGAGAGGACAGUGGCAUCUGUUACCGGCUCUACACGGAGGAGGAGUUUGAGAAGUUUGAUAAGAUGACUGUGCCAGAGAUCCAGAGGUGUAACCUGGCCAGUGUCAUGCUUCAGCUUCUAGCAAUGAAAGUCCCAAAUGUGCUCACCUUUGACUUCAUGUCCAAGCCAUCUCCAGAUCACAUUCAGGCGGCCAUUGCCCAACUGGACCUGUUAGGUGCUCUUGAACAUAAGGAUGACCAGCUUACCCUGACUCCAAUUGGAAGAAAGAUGGCAGCAUUUCCUUUAGAACCCAAAUUUGCCAAAACCAUCCUUAUGUCCCCCAAAUUCCACUGUACAGAGGAGAUCCUGACCAUUGUCUCCCUGCUGUCUGUGGACAGCAUCCUCCACAACCCUCCUUCCCGGCGGGAUGAAGUACAAGGGGUCCGGAAGAAGUUCACAUCCAGUGAAGGGGAUCACAUUACUCUGCUCAAUAUCUAUCGGACCUUUAAAAGCAUAGGUGGAAAUAAGGAUUGGUGCAAAGAGAAUUUUGUCAACAGCAAGAAUGUGAUACUGGUAGCUGAAGUCCGAGCACAGCUGAGGGACAUCUGUUUAAAGAUGUCAAUGCCAAUCAUGUCAUCCCGAGGAGACAUGGAGAGUGUCCGCCGCUGCCUGGCUCACAGCCUCUUCAUGAGCACUGCCGAGCUUCAGCCAGAUGGUACCUAUGCCACCACGGACACCCACCAGCCGGUGGCCAUCCACCCCUCGUCUGUCCUCUUCCACUGCAAGCCGGCCUGUGUCGUGUACACUGAGCUGCUCUAUACCAACAAGUGCUACAUGCGGGACCUCUGCGUCGUGGAUGCAGAGUGGCUGUACGAGGCUGCCCCUGAGUACUUUAGGAGGAAGCUGAGAACUGCCAGAAACUGAGCCUCCCCAGGAUGCUGCCAGAAUUGCUGGUCUCUGGGAGUCUGGACUACGGUUGUCCUCACAGCAGGCUUCCAGGUUGGCACUUAGAGAAGCCUUGGAAUCAGCUGACCGUGCCUAACUUCCAGGAGCUUGAAAGCAUCUUUGCUUCAAUGACUAGGACUGAACCUUGUAGACAUGAACAUAUCAUUUGUACCUGGAAACGUCAAAAUUAUGCUUUUGGCUCUUACUGGGUGACUUUGACUUAAUUAACACCUGAGCCGCAGUUUUCUCAUCUGCCAAAUGGGAGUAAUCAUAUUAAUAAUACUUACAAAAUUGGGUUCAUAAAGUUCAGAGAAAAUGAAUGGAAAGUACCCAGAACUAUGCCCGGAGCACAACACACAUGCAAUGAGUUGGUAGCCAGUCUGCUUAAUGUUCCUGCUUUCCAUGUGAUGUGAAUUAACUACAACAGCAUCCCAAGUUCUCGUGACUGAGGAGGAUUUUCUGGAAGGGCCACAGGAGGUUGCAGAGCUUAGAUGUUGUCCUUGGUUUUUGUUUAAUGUCUAUCCGUAUGCAGUUUUAAAAUAGAAAAAAAAAACAACUGACUUCUGUAGAAGGUUCCAGAGGGAGGUGCUAUUAUCUCUUACCUCCUGGGAUGGCAAUCCCUAAUGAACGGUUAUGUCUCAGGGGGUGGACUGCUCUGUGUCUGUCUCCAAGCAGAGGCCAGUAAAAGAUCCUCCUGGUCCUUGGUGCGUGUCCCUGUCACUGCUUUCAGGAGACGUGUAAGCUUCCUGAAUGAAGGUUGAUUCAUACCUUCUGAAUCAUGUCAUGUGUAGACAUGGGAAACAGACCUUUCGGUGUUUGGUGUGUGUAGGUGACUCCCACAUACAUAGUUGCCAUUUUUUUCUCUAGGCACCAGUGAACAUGUGAGCAUGAGUGACUCUGUGGACCAUUUCAGCUGUUUCUUUUUGGUCAGAGCCCCUGGUCAGAGGUGAUGGGGGUGGGGCAGGGAAGAAGGGUACAUAGUGAGAACCCAGAGAGCACUGGCUUAUGCCAGACACCACACCACAUCUGGUCUUAUAUUCUUGUAUCUUUUUUGAGGGAUAGUGGGGUGGUUCAGUGAAGACUUGAAGACCUGCCGGACAAAUUCUUAAAAAGCUAGAGCUGGAACACUUACUCUUGCAUCUUAUUAAUUUUCUGUGAUUUUUUUUUUCCCUUCUUCUUAGGGUCUUGGGGACAAUCUGGCUUUGCUGCUUUCUAACUGCUAGGCACCUCUCUCUAACCCUCAUUGUCAGAGGGAAUUAGAGGAUCUCCACAGUCUCUUCCUGUUAUGAUAUUCUGAGCAGAGAAAAGGCAUCGUCGGUUCCCCUUGGCUAUUUAAUAUUCAAAAGUAAGUCAUCUUUCCCCAGAUAAUGUUUUGCCCUAGAACAAACCGAGAUUUAGCUCUUUUAUUGUGCUUACUUGGUCCAAAUACGUCUAUACAGUGUUUUGUCGUUUCUCCCUGAACACAUCAUAGUUUUCAACGGGCCAAACUGCCCAUGAGGCUCUUCAGAGCUCAUGGACGGUCUCUUUUUGGAAGCUGCGGCCUGGCGGAACACCCCCAUUCCAGGGUCUCAUCUGUCUCCAGUCUGGCUCAGUCUUUAUUUCCAACGCUAGCCAUGGUCCUGUGCAGUCAGGUUCUCAGCUUGACUUGUUUAGGACUGUCAGAAACGGUUAUACGUGGGUGAAAUAAGAUCUGACAGCUCUUAUUAUACCUUAUCUUACUGAAUUCUUAAACUUUGAACCAGUUCUUCCACUUACUGACUUGUUAUCAUUGCUGAUUUUCUGAAAAGUUUUCCACAAAGGUUUUUGUUUUUUUUGUUUUUUUUGGUUUUUUUCAGUAUGGGUCUAGAAUCCUUAGUCUGACUUGGUAAGAAAAAGUAUUAUAUUUUUAAUAAAUCAUUCAUAGCGCUGGUAAAAA